This is a messenger RNA of Puma concolor (puma), 1970 nucleotides long. The record is from RefSeq and is a predicted model, not a curated record. NCBI's taxonomy places the organism in Eukaryota, Metazoa, Chordata, Mammalia, Carnivora, Felidae.
GCCCUCGACCUCCCCCCGCACCCCCCCGCGUGAAAGCGAAAGUGCCGGGUCCGCGAAGGGCGAGCUCCGGGGGCGGGGCCGGCGCGGACCCGGGACGGGCGCCGGGCACUCGCCGGGCCAUGGAUGGGCUCGGCCACCGCCUCCGAGCCAGCCUGAGACUGAAGCGCCGCCGCGGGGGAAGUCGCCAGGACAACCUGAGGGAAGCUGCAAAGGAACCAGAAAGGGCCGCGGAGCACUGUCUGUCCACCUUUGCUGGAGGGCAGCACUUCUUUGAAUACCUCUUCGUGGUUUCCCUCAAAAAAAAGAGUUCAGGGCAUGACUAUGAGCCCACCAUCACCUACCAGUUUCCCAAGCGAGAGAACCUGCUCCGGGGCCAGCAGGAGGAGGAGGAACGGCUGCUCAGUGCCAUCCCCUUGUUCUGCUUCCCAGAUGGGAAUGAGUGGGCACCACUCACUGAGUACCCCAGGGAGACCUUUUCCUUCGUUCUGACCAACGUGGAUGGGAGCAGGAAGAUUGGAUACUGCAGGCGCCUCUUGCCCGCCGGCCGUGGCCCUCGCCUUCCCAAGGUUUACUGCAUCAUCAGCUGCAUCGGCUGCUUCGGCCUGUUCUCCAAGAUCCUGGAUGAGGUGGAGAAGAGGCACCAGAUCUCCGUGGCCGUCAUUUACCCGUUCAUGCAGGGCCUCCGAGAGGCGGCCUUCCCUGCCCCCGGGAAGACUGUCACCCUCAAGAGCUUCAUCCCCGACUCGGGCACUGAGUUCAUCUCCCUGACACGGCCCCUGGACUCCCACCUAGAACACGUGGAUUUUAGAUCUCUGUUGCGCUGUCUCCGUUUUGAGCAGAUCCUUCAGAUAUUUGCCUCUGCAGUGCUGGAGAGAAGAAUCAUCUUCCUGGCAGAAGAUCUCAGCCAGGCAGGACGACACCCCAAGGCCUGCUGUGCAAGAGCCUUGGCCUGUUUUUGUCCUCAGCAGCUGCUCUGCGAAAUGGGCGGGGGCCGAGGAAGGGGGAAGGCCAGGGGCCGCUGGGGCUGUGGGGGGGAUUCUCUGGCGGCCCACAUAAGCUCUCUGGAAGGGAUUACUCAACAGACCGUACGGCCACAGGCACAAAUGCAGGCGGUAAGUGCCCCUGUGGUCUCUGAUGGGAAGAGGGAAAACCAUUCGCUCUCUUUAUUUCAGGUCCUAUUGGUGAAUCUUUGUGAAGGAACCUUCUUAAUGUCAGUUGGUGAUGAAAAAGAUAUCCUACCACCCAAGCUUCAGGAUGACAUCUUAGAGUCUCUUGGCCAGGGGAUCAAUGAGUUCGAGACUUCCGAACAGCUCAACGAGCAUGUUUCGGGCCCAUUUGUGCAGUUCUUUGUCAAGACUGUGGGCCACUAUGCUUCCUACAUCAAGCGGGAGGCAAACGGGCAAGGCCGCUUCCAAGAACGGGCCUUCUAUAAGGCUCUGACCUCCAAGACCAACCGCCGAUUUGUGAAGAAGUUUGUGAAGACACAGCUCUUCUCCCUUUUCAUCCAGGAAGCUGAGAAGAGCAAGCACCCUCCUGCAGGCUACUUCCAACAGAAGAUACUUGAAUACGAGGAACAGAAGAAACAGAAGAAAUCAAGGGAAAAGACUGUGAAAUAAGAGCUGUGGUCAAAAGCGGGGGACUGGACUCACGGGUCAGUUUUGGACUUUGGUCCCUGCCAGCACGGUGGGAUUGGCAAAGCUCGCGGCCCCCAGAACCCACGGCCUUCUUCUGAGUCCUGGUAACCAGGUCUGGCGUCAAGCUGGUGUCUUGGGUUUGGGAUCCCUGGAAUCAGCUUUCCCAGGACCAUGGAAGGCUUGGACCUCCGUGCUCACGGAGCUGGGCUCAAAGCUACAUUUUCUGUGCAGGUGACACAGCACAGUAGCACAGGUGCUGUGGAGCCUUAGAAGUUGCUGUGAAUGCCCUCUUCCAGGAACCACUAUGAUGAAGUCCUCAACAGGGAAAGUACUUGU